AUGAUUAAAAAUCUAGCGAGAGCGCUCUACGAUUAUAAAGCGAGCGCAGAGGAUGAGCUCAAUCUGAGCGAAGACGACGUACUCUUUGUUCUAUCAGACGACGAUCCAGAGUGGUGGAACUGCAAAUCGAAAUCAAACUUAGAGGGUUUGGUUCCAAGCAAUUAUAUUGAGAUCAUACAGCCAACGCAUAAAGUAAAAGCGAGCUACGACUACCAAGCACAAUCUGACGAUGAAUUAACUAUAAGCGAGAAUGAUUUAUUGGAUAUCUACGAAUCAGACGCUGAUUGGUUUCUCGCAGCAUUACAACAUAACCGUAAUGCGGGGUUAGGAUAUAUACCAGCGAAUUAUACCGUCGAUCUUGACGGAGACGACCAAACUCAACCUACCGCAGAAGAACCUGUAGACCAACCUGCGUCUUUCGCUCCACCGCCAACACAUCCAUCGAAAGUACCACAACAGAAAGUACAACAGCCUUCUGUCCAACAAGACAUUAUACAAACCUGGCAGCUCAGCCUUAUCGAUUCAAAGAAGAAGAAGAAGAAGGGUACACUCGGUGUAGGAAAUGGCUCUCUUUUCUUCUCCUCAGAUAGUGACAAGAAUCCAGUCAGACAGUUCUCAAUGUCUGACCUCGUCACUUUCAAUGUUGAAAAGAGACACCUCUUCAUCUACUUUAAAAACGUAGAAGAGUUGGAAUUCCACGCUUCAAGUCGCAAGAUACUUCAAGAAGUAAACCAAAAGAUUAUCUACUCUUCUAACCUCGUCAACAACAAACUCGAUGUUCAAGAUGCUGUUAAAGAUCUCAGUAUUAAUGACAGCGAUAGUGAGAGUGACGAUGGCAAGACCUCACUAAAGAAGAAAGGUGUUCACUUUAAGGAGACACCUCCAUCACCAAUCGAAGCUCCUAAUUAUUCAUCUGAAGAGGGUGCAGAACAAGAUGGACCAACCACCAAACUCGCACUCGCUCUGGCCUCAUACGACUUCAAGGCAGAAAGUGACGAUGAGUUGACUGUCAAGGAAGGCGACCAACUAGUCGUAAUUGACAGAAUAUCCAGCAUUGACUGGUGGACUUGUAAACUCCCAGACACUGGUCUAGAAGGUGUUAUUCCAGCGUCCUAUUUGCGGGUCAUACAGGAAGAUAUCAAAGAUACACCAACUGCAGGAGUAGAAGAGACAACGCAAAAAACAGCGAUAGCUCAAGAACUUGAAAGUCGCACAGGUGUAGAUCAAAUGGCUCACCAGAAGAAACUUGAGGAGGAAGCAAAGGAUAGAGUUAUAGCAGAAACCCGCAAACGUAAUGAAACCAGCACACUCGCCAUCGAGACUGCUCCAACGAAAGAAGAACAACAGGAGAUGAAGCAACCACCUAGAUCGCAAUCUAGGCAAAAACCUAACCCUAAAAAUGUUCGUUUAUGGCAUGACAAAACGGGUCAAUUUAAAGUAGACGCUGAGUUCCUUGGUAUGCGUUCAGGUAAAUUGCGUUUACUAAAAGUAAACGGCGUAACGAUAGAGGUACCUCGUGAGAAGAUGUCCAAAGCAGAUCUCAGUUUCAUCGAUGGUGAUAAUAUCCAAGAGAGUGCAAGAGCCAGCGUGAGACGCACGAACAACACACCUAAGAGUAACUUUGAUUGGUUCGAUUUCUUCCUCCAUGCUGGUUGUGGUAUAGAUGAGUGUCAACGUUAUGCUAGGAAUUUUGAGAAGGAUAGAAUGGACGAGAGUGUUUUACUUGAUAUCGAUACGACCACUUUGCGCACUCUUGGACUUAAGGAGGGAGAUAUUCUACGUGUCAAUAAAGCCAUAGCUGCUCGAAAGGGUGCCUCAGGUCAUGAAGAUCCCUCAAAAGCAGAGCAAAUCGCCAGGGAUGAAGCCUAUGCUCGCCAGUUGGAACAAGAAGCAACACCAGCUCCUAACCUCUUUACUAGCGGUCCUGGUGGAACUUUGAAGAAUACACGAAGGGGUAGACCAACACCAAAAUCACCUACAAAUGACCUUAUAGACGGUGACAGUCUGAAUAAUGCUCGAGAGUCACUAGCAAAAUCACCAUCUAAUGAGGUAAACUUGCUAGAUACUAGUUCAUCUAUACCCGUCGACGCUAUGCCCAACAAGCGUUCUUCUUCGACUACACCACUUACUAGUGGAUUUGACGAUGAUGCUUGGACUGUUAAGGAUAACAAUCCAACGAAAAUACCGAGCUUGGGAGACACGCCUUCGCCUGUCCAGCAAUCAGCUGCAGCAGUCACACCUGUUGCGUCUGAAGUGACGACACCAACGCCAUCACAACAGCAACAACAGCCACAACAGCCUCAGCCAACCCAAAAUCCAAAUUCGAUGGACAGUAUUAUGUCCAAGAUUGCAGCCAAUAAGCAGGCUCAGAACGAGGCAGCGCAGAAGGCUCAGCAGGAGGCUCAAGCGAAGGAGUUGGCUCAGUUGCGUGAACAGCAGGAGAAGCUCCAACAGCAACUGCAAAUGCUACAGCAACAGCAAGCCCAACCCGUCCAACCAAUGCUAACGGGCUUGCAGCAGGGUAUAAAGAAGGGUCCAUUGGCCCCUGUACCUCAAAAUCAAAGUCUUUUGCAGCCAUUAAUACCCACACAGACUGGUCUCAAUUUUGUACCAACGAGCUCAUCCCCUGGUAUACAACCACAACAAACUGGAAUGCCUUUACAAGCUCAGCCUACAGGAUUUAUGGGUAUGAGUCCAUCGCCAAUUUCCCCACCAGCAUUCCAACAACAACAGCCAUUGCAACCUCAACAUACGUCGAUGCAAGGAUUCAGUCAGCAAAUGCAACCAAAGACAAUGGCACAGCAGUCAUUCAGUCCUCCAGUAUCAAGUCCAUCAAAUCAAUACAAUCCAAGCUCGGUAUUUGCUAAUAUGCGAGCUGGUCAAUUUGAUAGUCCAUCUGGUAAUACUACACCCCAACCAGCGGCUAGUGAGAGAUACGAUGCCUUGAGAGUACAGCAAACUGGUUUAAUGAUGCCACAACAAACAGGUUUAAUGCCACAACAGACUGGAUAUAGACCAUUUUAA
Messenger RNA from Wallemia mellicola CBS 633.66, 3024 nucleotides. RefSeq lists its product as hypothetical. Lineage: Eukaryota; Fungi; Basidiomycota; Wallemiomycetes; Wallemiales; Wallemiaceae. The transcript has 4 exons. Gene Ontology annotation, molecular function: identical protein binding; protein-macromolecule adaptor activity; cytoskeletal protein binding. Gene Ontology annotation, biological process: regulation of actin filament polymerization. The coding region runs from base 1 to 3024 and encodes 1007 amino acids. The record is from RefSeq and is a predicted model, not a curated record.